Vicia faba (fava bean) is the source of this 1047-nucleotide messenger RNA. NCBI's taxonomy places the organism in Eukaryota, Viridiplantae, Streptophyta, Magnoliopsida, Fabales, Fabaceae. The record is from the annotation of a GenBank genome assembly.
AUGGGAGAAUCAGUGUCGUUUGGGAGGUUCACGACAGAGUCAUUAGCAUGGGAGAAAUGGUCAACAUUCUCUCAGAAUCAGAACCGUUAUGUUGAAGAAGCUGAGAGGUUUUCGAAACCUGGUUCUGUUGCACAGAAGAAAGCUUUCUUUGAACAACAUUACAAGAAACUCGCAGCUCAAAAAGCAGCUGCGUUGCUUGAACAAGCAAGAAUUGAUGAGGCAGAAAGUGCAAAAUCUAAAGACGCUGUCAAUGAAGAAAAUGCCGAAAAUUCAAAUGUUGAGUCCACUUUACCUCAAAGUGAAAACAAGGCUUUUGUAAGGAAUUCAAUGCAGAAUCAAUUUGAAGAUGUUGACAGUUGUUAUACUAGUAAGGAUCUAAGUGAAAAGAAAGAUUCUGACUUUGGCAGCCAAGUUUUGCAAUCAAUGGACAAAUCCACAUAUCCUAUUAUUUCAGAUAGAGAUAACAUCGCUACACCAAUGAACAAUAAGGCUUCAUUAAGAAAGAAGAGAUCAAAAGCUAAGUCACUACCCAUGUCAGUUAAGUUUGCACUCAUUAGACAAAUUACUAGGUUGAAUUCAAUGUUAAUGAAGAAAUUUGAAACUACAAGAGCUCGUUCUGGUUCUUCCAUAGCUUCAAAGGAUAUAUGGAUUCCUCUAACAACACCAACUAAGGCCUGUAAGAAUGAGUUACAGAAGCACCCUUCAUUUUCCCCAUUAUCAGAAAAGAAAAGAAACAUAAUGAAAUCACUUACUAUAUCUUCCCAUCUCAGCUUGAAAACAGACGAAAGAACUCCGCGUAGAAACAAGGAGAGAUCACACAAAAAGAAUAGAAAACUGAGACUAUGCUUUUGUUUCAAACCCGAGUUUAACAAAGAAAGUGAAGAUUCUAACAGAGGGACAAAAGAGGAUUCACUAACACUGACACCAGGAAGAAGAGUCACUUCUAGAAUUCAAAGCAAAGGCUCUUUAUCUUCUGAGAGUGUCAUUACUUAUGAAAAUAUGUCUCCAAAUAUUCAGCAUGGAAUCAAGAAUGAAAGAAGUAACUAA